Messenger RNA from Pezoporus occidentalis (night parrot), 2680 nucleotides. It is a transcript of the gene EVA1A, whose product is annotated as eva-1 homolog A, regulator of programmed cell death. The transcript is spliced from 8 exons. Bases 156 to 1601 code for a protein of 481 amino acids. Lineage: Eukaryota; Metazoa; Chordata; Aves; Psittaciformes; Psittacidae. Gene Ontology annotation, molecular function: carbohydrate binding. The record is from RefSeq and is a predicted model, not a curated record.
UGUGUGAAUGUGUGUGUGUGCUGAGCGCCUUUCCUUCCCCGCUGCUUCCAAGCAAUGGGACUAACGCUGUUCUCCGGGCAAUGAGGAGUACUGGAUCGGGACGGAAAGCACUUUCUUUUUCUCCGGAAGAAAACAAGCCUUGAGGAUACUUAAGGAUGUGCUGCUCAGAUGUGUCUCCCACCUCCACCUUCCUCAUAGGACUCAUGUGCUUGACAGCUUUCAGCAACUUUGCAAAGACUUCUGCAGACUUCUCAGGUUACAUAUCACAAGUACUAAAGAAUUACACUGACCAUGCCUGCGAUGGAGAAUAUGUCUCUCUGAGAUGUCCUCACAGAACUACCAUCAGCAUCCAGUCUUCUUUUUAUGGCCGAAUUAUACCAAGUCAUCAGAUGUGUCCUUCUCGCUAUCCCCACUCCUAUGCAACUUUAAUUAAAGAAGAUGUUGCCUGUUCGGUUGGCACUUCCCUUCAGAAGAUGCUCGAUGAGUGUCAGGACAGGCGGAGCUGCCAGUUUCUCGUCAAUAGCCGGCUGUUUGGUGCAGACCCAUGCCCUGGAACUGGCAAGUACCUUAUCGUGUGGUACAAGUGCAGGCCAAAUGAAUACAAGAGUAAAGUAGCCUGUGAAGAUGACAAGCUGAGGCUAAGCUGUAAGAAGAGCAUGGUGAUUGCCAUUUACUCUGCUAUCUUUGGAAGAACACAAGGAGGCAGCCUGGAGUGCCCAUACCAAAACCUAGGGAUGCCUAUGAUUGAGUGUCAGUCGGCUACUGCUCUCCAGCUCAUGAUCAAGCGCUGUCAUGGGAAAAGAAGAUGCAGCAUAUAUGCCAGCACCUAUGAAUUUGGAGAUCCUUGUUACCCAGGCAUCCGAAAGCAUCUUAAUGUCAUCUACACCUGUGUUCCCAAGAAGCUUCUGCACGAAACCCAGCCACGACCAACCAAUUACCAAGGAUUUCAGAAGCCACAUUUUCCACUGCAGCCAAGAGUGUUUGAUCCCAAUGUUAUAAGGGACGGUGUGUUCUUUUCUGAUGUCUCUCCUUCCAACAUAGGGCGAGCCAUCCCAGCAGAGAAGAAGAAAGGGAGAUCGGCCACCUUCUACUCUCUAGACAACAGCCCCUUCCUGCUUCCUGUGGAUGAGACACAACUGCCAGCACUCAACAGCAGCAUGGAGCCUGUGGGUGUCAGCACAGAGAUGGCACUGCUCAGCAACAUCCUAGCAGCGUAUGCCUUUAUCACAGAAAACCCUGAGCGGGCUGCUCUGUAUUUUGUCUCUGGAGUGUGCAUUGGACUUGUCUUGACCCUGCUGGCCCUGGUGCUAAGGGUGUCCUGCCGAACUGACUGCAAACGCUCCUCCACGAAGAAGCCUCCUCGUGAGCGGGAGAGCGACAGUGACAGCAGCGACAGCGAUGACGAUUCAGACACCACUUCAGACCUGUCUGCCCGCAGGCACCGCAGGUUCGAGAGGACUUUGAACAUGAACGUCUUCACUUCAGCAGAGGAGCUGGAGCGAGCCCAGCGGCUGGAGGAGCGGGAGCGCAUCAUCCGGGAGAUCUGGAUGAACGGCCAGCCGGACAUCCCAGGCACCAGGAGCCUCAACCGUUACUACUAAGCGAUGGGGAGUCCAACCAUCCUGCCCGGCACCCUGGGGCUCCUCCACACAAGAUAAAGGAGAGGGAGGGAAGGAAUUUUACAUGGGUGUCUCCUCUUUUCCUUUUGGGUGUGCUACUUGAGCAGUGUGGAUGGACAGCAAUAAAGCUUUCCCCAUCUCCUUCUCCCUGACAUAUUGCAAUCAUCCCUCUUCACAGACACUUUCUGGUUUCAACAGAGGUGGUUGCCAACUUCAUAUGUUAAUAGCAGGCAGGAAGGUGACAGUCACAGUCCUCUUAUGUGGGACGUGGAGUUUGGCAUGCUGCGGUACAAGUACUCCUUUCUUGGCUGGGGAGAGAAGUCAUCCAGGAUUUGGUGUUCAUUUAGGGUUUUUUUGUUUCCCUUUCCUGAGGACUGUGGGAGAACUGUGAACAAAACGACAAAUCUGGAAAGGUGAUUUGGGAAGGGAAUGGGAGGUUCAUCCCAACUGAUUGUCUUGUGACUUCAGAAGCCAUGAGAUUAACCUAAUUAAAACCCAACGGCAAAUAUGACUUGUUAAGAACUAGGGAACUGGGGGGAGGGGGAUUCUUCCAUCAUGAAAUCAUCUCGGUGCUUGGAUGUUUGCCAUAGUGUAUUCAGUUAUUUAUGGCUGUCUUUUCAUCUUCCUUUUAAGGGGAACAUUUAGUUUUUUUUACUGACACCUCAGGGAUAAAAUCCUAGUAUUUUUUUGAAUCUGUCCUCCCCGCUGGCCCCUGUCAAAGACCACCCAACCCACCUCCAAUAGUGAAAUUAUGGUAAUACAGGAAAUGUGUCAGUGACUGGUGAGACGUUAACAACCUCAAAGAGGUUGAAAAGGGUUUUCUUUUUGUUUUAAAUAUAUAUAUAUAUAUUUGAAGAUGCUGCACAGGAAUGUGCCUUAUUCUUUUUUCUUGUUGUUAAACUACAGUUUCCUAUGGAUAGCAAUGCACAAUAUUUUAUAUAUUUUAUUAAAAAAUAAUAAUAAAAAAGUUCUAUGUUUACCAGAGGAAAAUGGAGACAGAAGAAACCACAUUUGACAACAGAAUGAGUAAUAAAUGCUAAAUAAACUCUGGUUUGCUUCAA